AUGUCACACAUGUUGGAGGACAUUACUGGUGCAGAGGUCAUCAUUGAUGAUAUUUUGGUUUGGGGAUCAUCGAUUGAAGAACAUGACCAGAGAUUACGCCAAGUUUUACAGCGUGCGAAAGAGUAUCACUUAAAGCUCAGUAGGCAGAAAUGUGAAGUGCGUAAAACUGAAGUGAAAUAUGUAGGACAAGUACUUACCCAAAAUGGAGUGAAACCGGAUCCAGAAAAAGUGAGAGCUAUUGUGAUGAUGCAGAAACCAGAAAAUCGACAGGAACUACUUACCUUUCUAGGACUAGUUCAGUACUUAGGAAAGUUUCUUCCAAGAGUAUCUGAUGUAAGUGCAUCACUACGCAAAUUGACUGAAACUUCGUCAGGCUGUGAAUGGAAUUGGACAAAGGAACAAGAUAUCAGUUUUGAGACAAUCAAGGCCAUGAUUACCAAAGCUCCGAUCUUAGCAUACUACAACCCAGGACUACCGCUAACACUCUCAGUGGAUGCAAGUUCAAGAGGACUUGGUGCGACCAUCUUACAACAAGGUAGACCCAUUGCAUAUGCGUCAAGAGCACUGACAGCGUCUCAAAGAAAUAACGCACAGAUAGAGAAAGAGGCAUUAGCAGUUGUCUUUGGAUGUCAAAAGUUCCAUCAGUACAUCUAUGGUAGAUCAGUAACUGUAGAGUCCGACCAUAAACCAUUACAGUCCAUUUUUCAGAAACUGCUCUUAGCAGCACCUUUGCGUUUACAAAGACUACUUCUAGCCGUUCAGAAAUACGACUUAAAGCCUGGCAAACUUAUGUUUGUUGCUGAUGCUUUGAGUCGACACUAUCUUGAUGAAACCAGAGAAGAGUUGAUACCUGAAGUUGAUGUCAACAAUAUCACGCUCAACAGACACUUACCGAUGUCACCUGAUCGUUACAAGGAAUUUCAACAAGAAACUUCUCAGGAUCAAACAUUACAACAGCUACUCAAUACAGUACUGUUAGGAUGGCCCAACACUAAACAGAGCUUACCAUCAAACCUUCUUCCAUACUGGACAUUUCGGGAUGAAAUAUCACAUGUAGAUGGACUACUGUUCAAAGGCAGUAAACUUAUCAUUCCAAAAUCGAUGCAGCAGAAAAUGUUAGACUUGGUUCAUGAAUCUCAUCUGGGUAUCGUGAAGUGCAAGAGUAGAGCACGGGAAUCUAUAUAUUGGCCGGGCAUGGCAGCACAAAUAGAGGAUAAAGUAUCCCAGUGUAUAACUUGUGCUGAAGUUCAGAAUUCCAAUCCAAAGGAACCAAUGAUGUGUACAGAGUUACCAGAUCGUCCAUGGUCCAAGAUAGCAUCUGACAUUUUCGUAUACAAGCAGAACCAUUACCUACUCACUGUAGAUUACUACUCGAAAUGGCCAGAGAUAAUCAUCUUAAAAGACCUUUCAUCUCUACAAGUCAUCAACUCGCUUAAAAGCAUGUAUUCCAAGUACGGGAUUCCUGAUGAGUUAGUAUCAGACAAUGGUCCUCAGUAUGCGAGCAAGGAGUUCAAAGAUUUUACCAAAGAGUAUGGAUUCACACAUACAACAUCUAGUCCAUUGUAUCCUAAAUCUAAUGGACAGGCGGAGAGAAUGGUGCAGACUGUCAAGCGGCUUCUCAAGAAAAACACAGACCCUUACAAAGCGUUGAUGGAUUAUCGCAACACAGAAAUCCAAGGACUAGGACAGUCACCCUCACAGAUGUUUCUAGGACGUCGUCUGAAAACAAACUUACCUAUUGCAGCAGAUCUACUUAGUCCUAAGGACAACAACAUGCAGAAGAAACUACAAGCCAGACAGUUGCAGUACAAGAAAUUUUAUGAUCGCACAGGAACUAAGAGUCUUCCGAAUUUGGACACAGGAGAUAACGUUAUGCUACAAGAUGGCAAAACAUGGAGACACGCGACUGUGGAAUCCAAACUACCACUACCAAAAUCCUUUAUCGUAUCGUUUGAUGGGAAAAAGUACCGUCGAAACCGCUGUAUGCUGAAAAAGACGAAUUCCGCAAAACCCACACAGGAAGUCAGUGAGUAUUUCGAUUUCCAGAUUCCAGAGAGUAGUGCUGAAGAACAUGUUCCGCUAAAGCAGUCUUCAGAGUCUCGCGAGUGCGCAAAACAAACUCCAGAUGAAACCGUCAAAACCAGAUCAGGACGUACUGUGAAAGUUCCAUCCAAAUUUGCAGACUAUGUUAUGCAACCAGUGUAA
Messenger RNA from Saccostrea cuccullata (small rock oyster), 2205 nucleotides. RefSeq lists its product as uncharacterized. Gene Ontology annotation, biological process: DNA integration. The record is from RefSeq and is a predicted model, not a curated record. Lineage: Eukaryota; Metazoa; Mollusca; Bivalvia; Ostreida; Ostreidae. Gene Ontology annotation, molecular function: nucleic acid binding. The transcript has a single exon. The coding region runs from base 1 to 2205 and encodes 734 amino acids.